This is a messenger RNA of Mucor mucedo, 853 nucleotides long. RefSeq lists its product as uncharacterized. The coding region runs from base 8 to 763 and encodes 251 amino acids. The transcript has 3 exons. NCBI's taxonomy places the organism in Eukaryota, Fungi, Mucoromycota, Mucoromycetes, Mucorales, Mucoraceae. The record is from RefSeq and is a predicted model, not a curated record.
AUUUACAAUGAUCGCAGGCUUAAACAGAAAAAGAAAGAAUGCUGCAAGUGGAGAGGGUUUGGAAGACUACCCAAAGUCCAACGGUAAAGUCGGUCGUCCUUCCAAAGGAGGAGAUUUGAUUCGUUCCAAACGAUACUACUUUAAAAAUCAUUUAAAGGUGCUUCAGAAGCGAAAACUAAAGCGCUAUGUCACUACUGUCAAAAAACUGGUUGUCAAACACAUGUAUCAGGCCGAAAAUAUUAUGGAGGAGCUGCAGAAACUUUGCACUUUAUAUAAACUCAGAGACAACAAAUCCAUUGACCAAGAUACGAUUCUUCGUGCUGUGAAUUUGGGAAGAGAGGAUCGCUAUCUAAACUUUAUGGACGAGGAGGCAGACAAUAUGCUUCCAGGUGAUCCUGUUAUUAAAUUAGACGUAGAUGUAAUUCAGGAGACGUUGAUUGAUUUGGCAAGUAAACACGCGACUCGACUAUUCCAAAUCACCACUUUAUGGUCUGCUUAUUUACUCUCUCAUCACACUCGAAAGAAAUUCGCAAUGGACCCUGAGGAAGAAAAAUUGGAAAAGAUGGGAGUCUAUGCAGACGCUAAUUACAUAAUUGAUUACAGCCAUUUAAACGGUCAAGAAUUACCAGAAGGAUUUAUUCAGGGAGAUAGGUUUGAGGAUGGAGAUGGUACAAGUAAAAAAAGGCACAUGUCUAGUUCAGAUAGUCUAGUUCCACCAGUUGAUAUGACACCUGUAGCAUUUCCGUCAAAGACAUGGCAAUGAUCAUCCAUCUGGCUUUGAAAAAACCGCGUUUUUUUUUUUUGCCUAUUAAAAUUCCUUUAUUGCUAGUUUUUAAUUAUUUACCUUUUUCUC